Molecule: messenger RNA, 5637 nt
Organism: Thyridium curvatum
Lineage: Eukaryota; Fungi; Ascomycota; Sordariomycetes; Thyridiales; Thyridiaceae
Exons: 3
Coding region: 1-5637 (1878 amino acids)
Cellular component (GO): cell septum; myosin complex; cell periphery
Molecular function (GO): cytoskeletal motor activity; ATP binding; chitin synthase activity
Source: RefSeq, a predicted model, not a curated record
AUGGCUCUCAACCUGCCUUCGUACGGCGGGAGCGGCGGCGCCCAUACCCAACCGUCGCUUCCGUCCCUGCCCGCCCAUCUCCAGUCCGAUACGCACAUCACGGCGCACCUGGCCAGUCGUUUCCACGUGUCGAUACCUACCGCCCGGCUCUCCUCCCACGCCCUCAUCUCCCUCAACACAUACUCUUCCUCGUCCAAGGGCCUAGAUGGUGGUAAGGAAGGCAGUGCCCAGGCCGGGGCCGAAGACAUUGCCGAGAGGGCCUUCCUGCGCCUGGGCCACCGGUCGGAGAACCAGGCUGUCUUGUUCCUGGGUGAAUCUGGCUCGGGAAAGACGACGAUCCGGUCUCAUCUGUUAACCGCCCUGCUCAACAAGUCCUCGACGCCUUUGUCCACCAAGGUUUCGUUGGCUGCAUAUGUCUUCGACACCCUCACCACCACCAAGACGGCCACCACGCCCACCGCCUCGAAAGCCGGUCUUUUCUACGAGCUGCAAUAUGACACGGCCUCCACCACCAACCCGAUGCUCAUUGGAGGCAAAUUGCUCGACCAUCGUCUCGAGCGCAGCAGGAUUGCCGAUGUGCCCACGGGAGAGCGAAACUUCCACGUGCUGUACUACCUUCUUGCCGGCACCAGCGCCGCCGAGAAGACCCAUCUUGGCCUCGACGAGCCCCACGGAACCUCGCAGAGGCGGUGGAGGUAUCUCGGCCACCCGACCCAGCUCAAGGUCGGCAUCAACGACAGCGAGGGCUUCCAGCUCUUCAAGACGGCGCUGCGGAAGCUCGAGUUCCCCAGGAGCGAGAUUGCCGAGAUCUGCCAGGUCCUCGCGAGCAUCCUGCACAUCGGCCAGCUCGAGUUCGAGACGGCGUCCAGCACGACCGCCACCGCCGACGACAGCGGAGGCUUCUCCCACGAGGGUGGCCAGAUGGUCACGGCCGUCAAGAACAAGGACGUCCUCGGCAUCAUCGCCGCCUUCCUCGGCGUCAGCGCCCAGGAUCUGCAGACCACGCUCGGGUACAAGACCAAGAUGAUCCACAAGGAGAGGGUCACGGUCAUGCUCGACCCCGCGGGCGCCCGAGGCAACGCCAACGAGCUCGCCCGGACUCUGUACUCUCUGCUCGUUGCCUUUGUCAUCGAGAGCAUCAACCAGAAGAUCUGCGCGGCCGAGGAGUCCAUCGCCAACACCAUCUCCGUCAUCGACUUCCCCGGCUUCUCUCAGAUCUCGUCUACCCACUCCGCCCUGGACCAGCUGCUCAACAACGCCGCCACCGAGUCGCUGUACAACAUCACCCUCCAGAACUUCUUCGACCGCAAGGCGGACAUGCUCGAGACCGAGGAGGUCAGCGUCGCGGCCACCAGCUACUUUGACAACUCGGACGCCGUCAAGGGCCUGCUCAAGCCCGGCAACGGCCUGCUCAGCAUCCUCGACGACCAGACGCGCCGCCACCGGACGGACAUGCAGAUGCUCGAGAGCCUGCGCAAGCGCUUCGAGGGCAAGAACCCGGCCAUCGCCGUCAGCUCGGCCACCGCCAAGCUGCCCGGCAGCAACUUCCUGUCCGAGAACACCGCCGCGUCCUUCACCGUCAGGCACUUUGCCGGCGAGGUCGAGUACCCCGUCAAGGGCCUCGUCGAGGAGAACGGCGAGGUCAUCUCGGGCGACCUGCUGAACCUGGUCAACUCGACCAAGAACGAGUUCAUUGCCCGCCUCUUCGGCCAGGAGAUCCUCCAGACGGUCGUCCACCCCCAGGAGAGGACGACGGUCAUGCAGGCCUCCGUCAGCUCCAAGCCCAUGCGUGCCCCCAGCGUCAUGUCCAGGAAGGGCAGGGCGGGCGCCAUGCGGCGGCGCCAGGAGUCGCUGGCCACCCGCCACGAAGUGAUCGAGGAUGUGGGCAGCGAGGCCGGCGACGCCACCGAGUCUCGCCGCGGCACUCGCCACACCGAGCAGGGCGCUUCGGGCCAGUUCCUGUCCGCUCUGGAGAACGUCACCAAGGCCUUCACCGCGCCCAACACAAACGCCUACUUCGUCUUUUGCCUGAAGCCCAACGACAGGCGGAUCGCCAACCAGUUCGACAGCAAGUGCGUGCGGACGCAGGUGCAGACUUUUGGCAUCGCCGAGAUCAGCCAGAGGUUACGGUCUGCUGACUUCAGUCUGUUCCUCCCCUUCGGGGAAUUCCUCGGCCUCACCGACAGCGAGACGCUGCUCGUCGGCAGCGAGCGCGAGAAGGUCGAGGGCGUCGUGGAGGAGAAGAGGUGGCCGAGCAACGAGAUCCAGAUCGGCUCCACCGGCGUGUUCCUCAGCGAGCGGUGCUGGAUGGAGAUUGCCCAGCUGGCCGACAGCGCCUCCGCGUCUGCCCGCUUCGGUCUGCCCUCGUCCGACGCCGGCGACGGCAUGACCCCGCAGGAUCCGUUCCUGGCGUCCAAGGAGAGGCUCGCCAUGGGCAACUCGCCCUACAGCGACAAGGCCGGCGCGGGCUACUUUGGCAGCAAGGACGUGGACGCGCGCUCCGAGGCGGGCGUGUCCGCGUUCGGCGGCGGCGACAUGUUCAAGAACCUGGAUACGCGCGAGCAGAUGGCCGAGCGCGGCAACGAGAAGUCGCUCGUCGAGGUGGAGGAGUACAAGGACAGCCCCAGCCGCAAGCGGUGGGUGUUUGUUGUUUACCUGCUCACCUGGUUCAUUCCGGACUUCCUCAUCCGGUGGGUCGGGCGCAUGCCGCGCAAGGACGUCCGCAUGGCCUGGCGCGAGAAGCUCGCCAUCAACAUCGUCAUCUGGUUCAGCUGCCUGAUCUCUGCCUUCUUCCUCAUCGUCUUCCCCAUGCUCAUCUGCCCGACGCAGUACGUCUACACGGAGCAGGAGCUGUCCAAGUACAACGGCAAGCCGGGGAGCCCCGGCGCGCUCGCCGCCAUCCGCGGCCAGGUGUUCGAUCUAGGCGCCAUCGCCAAGAUUCACUACCCCAGGUACCUGCCCGAGAAGUCCAUCCUGCAGUUCGGCGGUCUCGACAUCACCGGCCUCUUCCCCGUCCAGGUCUCUGCUCUCUGCCAGGGCACGGGCGACGGCAUCAACCCGGAGGUCACUCUGGACUUCAAGCCUGUCAACGUGACUGGCAGCGCCCCAAACCUUGUCAGCAACAUCGAUGCCAACGCGCACUAUCAUGAUUUCCGAUACUCGACAGAUGACCCGCGUCCCGACUGGUUCUCCGAGAUGAUGAUCAUGCUCCGGUCCAACUACAAGAAGGGCAACGUCGGUUUCUCGCCGCAGACCGUCGCCAGCAUGGCAAACAAGAAGUCGAUGGCCAUCCUCAGCGGCCACGUCUACGACUUGACGAAUUACAUCGCCGGUGGCCGACAGCUGGUGGCGCCGCCUGGACAGAAACCCACGGGCAGCGACUCUGACAAGGACUUCAUGAACCAGCUCGUCGUCGACCUCUUCCAGCAGAAGGCCGGACAGGACGUCACCAAGUACUGGGAGGCGCUGGGCAUCAGCCGUGACAUGAAGAACCGGAUGCAGCUCUGCCUCGACAACCUGUUUUACGUCGGCGACGUCGACACGCGCAACUCGGUCAAGUGCCAGUUCGCCAGCUACCUCAUCCUCGCCGUGUCCGUCCUGCUCUGCUCCGUCAUCGGCUUCAAGUUCUUCGCCGCCCUCCAGUUCGGCACCAAGAACAUGCCCGAGAACCUGGACAAGUUCAUCAUGUGCCAGAUCCCCGCCUACACCGAAGACGAGGACUCGCUGCGCCGCGCCAUCGACUCGGCCGCCCGCAUGCGCUACGACGACAAGCGCAAACUGCUGGUCAUUGUCUGCGACGGUAUGAUUAUCGGCCAGGGCAACGAUCGGCCCACCCCGCGGAUCGUGCUCGACAUUCUCGGGGUGUCCGAGACCGUCGAUCCGGAGCCGCUGAGCUUCGAGUCCCUGGGCGAGGGUCUGAAGCAGCACAACAUGGGCAAGGUCUACUCUGGUCUCUACGAGGUGCAAGGCCACAUCGUCCCCUUCCUGGUCAUCGUCAAGGUCGGCAAGCCGUCCGAGGUCUCCCGCCCUGGCAACCGUGGCAAGCGCGACUCGCAGAUGAUCAUCAUGCGCUUCCUGAACCGCGUCCACUACAACCUGGCCAUGAGCCCCCUCGAGCUGGAGAUGUACCACCAGAUCCGCAACAUCAUCGGCGUCAACCCGACCUUCUACGAGUUCAUGCUGCAGAUCGACGCCGACACGGUCGUCGCGCAGGACUCGGCCACGCGCAUGGUCGCCGCGUUCCUGGACGACACGCGCAUCAUCGCGCUGUGCGGCGAGACGGCCCUGACCAACGGCAAGUCGUCCAUCGUCACCAUGAUCCAGGUGUACGAGUACUACAUCUCGCACAACCUGGCCAAGGCCUUCGAGUCGCUCUUCGGCUCCGUCACCUGCCUGCCCGGCUGCUUCUCCAUGUACCGCAUCCGCGCGGCCGAGACGGGCAAGCCCCUCUUCGUCUCGCGCGAGGUCGUCGAGGCCUACUCGACCAUCCGCGUCGACACGCUGCACAUGAAGAACCUGCUGCACCUGGGCGAGGACAGGUACCUGACGACGCUGCUGCUCAAGUUCCACAACAAGUACAAGACCAAGUACAUCUUCAGCGCGCACGCGUGGACCAUCGCGCCCGACUCGUGGGCCGUCUUCCUCUCGCAGCGCCGCCGGUGGAUCAACUCGACGGUGCACAACCUCAUGGAGCUCAUCCCCAUGGCCCAGCUCUGCGGCUUCUGCUGCUUCUCGAUGCGCUUCGUCGUCUUCAUCGACCUGCUGUCGACGGUCGUGCAGCCCGUGACCAUCGCCUUCAUCGUCUACCUCAUCGUGCGCAUGGUGCAGAACACGUCGUACAUACCCGUCACGGCCUUCAUCAUGCUGGCCGCCAUCUACGGCCUGCAGGCCAUCAUCUUCAUCCUGCGCCGCAAGUGGGAGAUGAUCGGCUGGAUGAUCCUCUACAUCCUCGCCAUCCCCGUCUUCUCCUUCGCCCUCCCGCUCUACUCGUUCUGGCACAUGGACGACUUCAACUGGGGCAACACCCGCGUGGUCGCCGGGGAGAAGGGCAAGAAGGUCGUCAUCUCGGACGAGGGCAAGUUCGACCCCAGCUCGAUCCCGCGCAAGAAGUGGGAGGAGUACCAGGCCGAGCUCUGGGACGCGCAGACGUCGCGCGGCGGCGACGACGCCCGGUCCGAGGUCUCGGGCUACUCGUACGCCACCAAGGCCGGGCCCCAGGUCGGCAUCUCCGAGUACGGCUUCCCGGCCGGGUCGCGGCCCGGCAGCACGGCCGGCUUCCACAACAUCAACAACCCGUACGAGGUCAGCCGGACGCCGCCCGUGCUGCUGCCGCACAACGCGAGCCGGAUGAGCUUUGCCAACAUGAGCGAGAUGCCCGGGGGGAACAAUCGGAUGAGCCAGUUCGGCGGCAGCCAGUUCUUUGGCGGCAGCGAGAUGGAGCUGGCGAACCUGGCGGGCCUGCCGAGCGACGACGCGCUGCUGGCCGAGAUACGCGAGAUCCUGCGCACGGCGGACCUCAUGACGGUGACCAAGAAGGCCAUCAAGCAGGAGCUCGAGAGGCGGUUCGGCGUGAACCUCGACGCGAGGAGGGCGUAUAUCAACAGUGCUACCGAGGCCUUGCUGUCUGGUCAGCUGUAG